CUUGACGGUUCGAGGUUAACAUCCAAAACUAACGAAAUAUUCCGAGAGGUUUGCAACAAUUCUGUGCCUCAGUAGAGAUCUAUCAGUACGUUAGGAUGAAACCGACAAUUUUGGUGCUAGUGGCCGUUUUUGGGUUUGCUGCAGCUCAACGGGAGCAAUCGUUGGCAGUCAUCGAAGCCCUUCGACGGGUUCAACCGGUGUAUCGUGAUCUGCAGAACUUUGUGGUCAAUGCUGUAUCGAGUGCCAAGCUGAACAGUUCCCAGGCGGUUUUCGAUUUUCAUGGCAACAUUUUCGCCGCUAAGGAUACGUUUCUGCGAGCUGCCAUCAGUAAGGAAACGGCCACGCUUUUCCAGAUCAACGGGCAAGUUGCCUCGACUCAACCGGCCUGUUUGAAUCUGCUGCGGGAAAGCGUCACAGUCAAUAUGAAUCUGGCUGGAGUAUCCUUCACUAACUGCAUCCUGGCGGUGGACGCCCGAUUAGGGACAGAAAUAAACCAAAUCUAUUCCGAGCUUCAAAUCAACGAAACAGCUUACAUCGACUUCAGCAUCUACGAUGUGUUCCAGCAGCAAAAUAUUUUCAUCAAUCCGGACGUUAUCAUCGAGCUGCUUCAAAGUAAACUCGGUCAGCUGCAGGCACCGCUUGGAUUGAUCCGGGAACUUUCCGACCUAAUCGAUUCGUUCCGCUCCCGGCUUGAAGUGGUCCGAGUGAACUACAACCAGUGUUUGACCACCAACGAUAACUUGCUGCAGACGGCAAUCAGUACCAUUUUGAUUCAGUUACAGCAGAUUUGUUUGGGAUCGUUGAUAGCUACCGGUCCUCCACAACCAGGAACCCCAAUGGGCGUGAUGGGACCUCUGGGACCUCUGGGACCUCAGGCAGUUCAACCGGAAGUAGUUCAGUGGACGUGAUGUGUGAAUUAUGAUAAAAUGGAUGUAACAAGCAUUUUUUGAAUAAACCAAUUUAUAUGUUUUUAA
Molecule: messenger RNA, 974 nt
Organism: Uranotaenia lowii
Lineage: Eukaryota; Metazoa; Arthropoda; Insecta; Diptera; Culicidae
Exons: 2
Coding region: 96-908 (270 amino acids)
Source: RefSeq, a predicted model, not a curated record